UUUGGUCCUUUGACUUACUUCCACGUUACCCUGAUAAAACCCUAGUCACCCUCUGAUCCGAAGCUCGCAUAGCUCGCGCGGCUCUUUGCCUGAGCAGCUCGCAAAAAAGCAGCAGAGUCCGACAGUAGGAACGGCAACGGCGGCGGCGCACCAAUGGGGGCCUACAAGUACGUGUCGGAGCUAUGGCGGAAGAAGCAAUCUGAUGUGAUGAGGUUCUUGCAGAGGGUGAGGUGCUGGGAAUACCGCCAGCAUCCUUCCAUCGUCCGUGUCACCCGACCCACUCGCCCCGAUAAGGCCCGCCGAUUGGGCUACAAGGCCAAGCAGGGCUAUGUCAUUUAUCGUGUGCGGGUGAGGCGUGGUGGGAGAAAGAGGCCAGUUCCCAAGGGUAUUGUGUAUGGUAAGCCCACAAACCAGGGUGUUACGCAGCUUAAGUUCCAGCGGAGCAAGCGCUCAGUUGCAGAGGAACGUGCUGGUCGGAAACUGGGAGGCCUCAAGGUUCUCAACUCCUACUGGAUUAAUGAGGACUCAACCUACAAGUAUUAUGAGGUUAUUCUAGUGGAUGCUGCUCACAAGGCCAUCCGCAAUGACCCAAGGAUCAACUGGAUCUGCAAUCCCGUCCACAAGCACAGGGAGCUUCGUGGGCUCACUUCUGCUGGGAAGAAGUACAGAGGGUUGCGUGGGAAAGGGCACCUUCACCACAAGGCCAGGCCUUCUAGGAGGGCUACUUGGAAGAGGAACAAUACCCUCUCUCUCCGUCGUUACCGUUAAUUUUGCUGUGGUUGUGUUUGCUCCCAUGGCUGCUACCUUAGUUUUAGAGUUUUGUAGCUUCCUAGCGAUGAAUGACGUGACCAUGCGUGGUUAUGAUGUUCCCUUGAGACUAUAUGAUUCGAUCUUUCAUGACAUUCAAACUAUUUUUGAUUGCUUGUCAAGUGUUUAUGGUGAACUUGCACCGUAUCAAUGAUUUUGUUUGAAGCAUAUUUGAAAUGCUUGCUGCUUGA
Punica granatum (pomegranate) is the source of this 998-nucleotide messenger RNA. Lineage: Eukaryota; Viridiplantae; Streptophyta; Magnoliopsida; Myrtales; Lythraceae. The record is from RefSeq and is a predicted model, not a curated record.